Molecule: messenger RNA, 243 nt
Organism: Didymodactylos carnosus
Lineage: Eukaryota; Metazoa; Rotifera; Eurotatoria; Philodinida; Philodinidae
Source: the annotation of a GenBank genome assembly
AUGGGAUGUGAUGCUGCGCACUGUAUGACUAAAUGUGCUAUUGUUCGUACAUUUAUUAUUAUUAACAUUUUGCAUGUUAAUAAUACAAAACCGGAUGGUUCAUUAAAUGAUUGUUUGGCAUGUGAUGAAGAUUAUUGUGGUAAACCUUUUAUUGUGUGCUCUGGUGCAAAUCGUCGUCGUUCAGGCAUUAUGUCUGAUAUUGAUCGUCCACAAGAUGCAAUCUGGAAACGUUACGCCUGCUAA